Molecule: messenger RNA, 2082 nt
Organism: Colletotrichum fioriniae
Lineage: Eukaryota; Fungi; Ascomycota; Sordariomycetes; Glomerellales; Glomerellaceae
Molecular function (GO): ubiquitin binding
Source: RefSeq, a predicted model, not a curated record
AUGGCAACCUCCCUACCGCCCCUAGCCCCCUUCCCCACGCCAUCAUGGCGCGCAAAACUCACAACCCAAGAAUGGGAAGCCCUCCUCGAAGCCUGGACAACCCUCACACAAGCCUACCUCGCCCUCCCAGAUAAAGAUCUCUCCCGCGCCGCCGCAAAAGAAGACGCCUCCAUCCCAGCGUUCCUCGCCUCCUUCACAACACAAGUCGCCGAAGCAGGACCCUCACCCCUCCUAGGAUCUUCUUCUUCCACAACAUCAAAGGCCCUGCUGAGGUCGGCAUUCACGCUCACAUCCCGCCUCCUCACAAACCCGACAACACCACCGCCAACACCCCUAACAACGGCCCCCUUCCUCUGCGCCUUUUCAAAACUCUACCGCAAAAAUGCGCCCGCCACCCUCUCAAAGGCCUUCCACCUCCACGCCAGCGCCCUCGAGCACCCCCUAGCAGGUCUGAAAAAGUCCCUCGCGCAAUCAAUGGAAGCAGGUCUCAAAGCAGACCUCAAAUCCCUCGAGGCUCGCCUCGCGAACCUGAACCAUCUACUCCACGCCUCCCCUCACGCAGCAGCCUUCUUCCUCGCCGGCUCAGACUUCUUCGACGGCCUGGUCACGGCCUUCAAGAUUACGAACCCGCCGCUGCGCAAGGUCCUCGUCGCGACGAUGUACCUCUGCCUCAUAGGCCUGACAGAGGGCGAGCAGCCUCGCUUCGGGAUGCUGGCUGACGUGCUGUUCUCCCUAAAGUCCGCUGCUGAGACGCAUAGGGUUGGCCCGUUGAAUGUGAACGACUCCCUUGUGGCAGAGCUGGUCACCGUCACGCCGGUGCUGAAACAGCUGUCCAAGAGGGCCGAGGAGAAGGGCGCGGCAUCGACGGCGUUGAAGUCGCGCAUUUCGGCGCUGGAGGGAUUCAAGAAGCCUGGCGGCGGAAUGAUGCGGCCAAAGAGGCUCGUCAAGCGAAAGGUUGACAAAGGCAAAGGGAAAGAUGUCGCGGAAGAGGGACAGGUUCAGGCGGAAUUGCACAUCCACCGGCAGAGUCAGAUUUCACUCAUUCAAGAUUUGUUUCCUGAUCUAGGGUCAGGGUUUAUCUCGAAGCUGUUUGACGAAUACGGCGACAAUACGGAAAUUGUCACGGCUCAUUUACUAGAGGACUCGUUGCCUCCGCACCUCGCGGCGAUGGACCGCUCUGCUCCGUUGUAUGUAUUCUCUGUUUCUUUACUUGACUAUGGUGAGGCUAACGAUAUCACCAGAUCCCCCACGUUGGAAAGAAGGAAAAGCCAGCUUGAACCCAGGCCAACGCCACCGCAAUUACCUGAACGCCACAAUGUGUUUGACGACGAUGAACUCGACAGACUGGAGCUGGACGUUUCCAAGCUCCACUUUGGAAAGAAGGGACCCGAAAAGACAGCCGACGACGUGCUCAAGGACAGAUCGACUGCACCGAACAAGGCGGCCAUCUUAUCAGCACUCGCCGCAUUCGACUCGGACGACGACGAACGUGACGACACCUACGACGCAGACGAUGUUGGAGGCACGGUCGACAACGCCAAUGAAGAGGCCGACGGCCAGAAAGAUGCUAGCGAAGAAACACUGUACGAGGCCUUCCAAGCCGACCCCAGUGUAUUUGAUAGGCAGGCUACGACAAGGAGAGGCCAGGCGAGAGGAAAGCUGAGGGAAGAGACGGGCAUGACGGAUGAGGCCAUUGAGGGCUGGGCAGUGAUGUUGGUGAGGAACCCAGGUCAGAAGCGACGGCUUGAAGCCAAGUACAGCGGCGCUGCCGCGUUCACUGGUACCCAGACCGAGAUUCUGUCAACGGCAUGGCGAGCUAAUCCGGCUGGCUCUGGCGCCGAGGAUUCUGAGAAUGGUGGUGGCAGCUCCUCACGGGGUGGUGGAGGCGGCCGUGGACGAGGUCGUGGACGCGGUGGAAGAGGGGGCGGAGGCCGUGGAGGCGGUAAUGUGGCCGGUCCCACUGGUGAAAAGGAGACUGAGGCCGCGCGGAGGAGAAAGGAAGCAAGCAAAAGCUCCCGCGCGAAUCACAACCGCCGCGAUCAAAGAGCCAAGAAGAUGGCGAGAGGUGGUUUCCCCGGCUAG